Messenger RNA from Vicugna pacos (alpaca), 1587 nucleotides. It is a transcript of the gene ELP4, whose product is annotated as elongator acetyltransferase complex subunit 4. Gene Ontology annotation, cellular component: transcription elongation factor complex; elongator holoenzyme complex; cytoplasm. The record is from RefSeq and is a predicted model, not a curated record. NCBI's taxonomy places the organism in Eukaryota, Metazoa, Chordata, Mammalia, Artiodactyla, Camelidae. Gene Ontology annotation, biological process: tRNA wobble uridine modification.
GUUCCUAUUGGGUCAACGCGGGAAGCUCCAAGAUGGCGGCAGCGGCGACCUGUGGCACCGGCACGGGGAGCUCUGGGUCAGUAGUUGCGGCGGCCAGCAAAAAUAACGUCACCAGUUUCCAGCGGAGGGGUCCUAGAGUCAGCGGUACCGACAGCGGCUGCUCUCGACUGCUGUCCAUCGCGGGGACACGACCGUCGGUGCGGAAUGGACAGCUGCUGGUAUCCACCGGGCUCCCAGCCCUGGACCAGCUCCUAGGUGGAGGUUUGGCCGUUGGAACUGUUCUUCUAAUUGAAGAGGAUAAAUAUAAUAUUUAUUCUCCUUUGCUCUUCAAGUAUUUCCUGGCAGAAGGAAUUAUCAGUGGACAUACUUUGUUGGUUGCAUCUGCAAAAGAAGACCCUGCUGACAUUUUACAGGAACUUCCUGCACCAUUACUUGAUGAUAAUUGUAAAAAAGAUUUUGAUGAAGACGUGUGUAAUCAUGAAACAACAGAAUCUAACAUUAAGAUGAAAAUAGCUUGGCGUUACCAGUUAUUACCCAAGAUGGAGGCUGGACCGGUAUCAUCUUCAAGGUUUGGUCACUAUUAUGAUGUAUCAAAAAGGAUACCUCAAGAACUAAUUGAGGCUUCAAAAUGGCAUGGAUUUUUUCUUCCAGAGAAAAUAUCGUCAACUCUUAAUGUAGAAGCCUGUUCUUUGACCCAUGGCUACCUAAAGCUGCUUCAGUUUAUCCAGAACAUCAUUUAUGAGGAAGGAUUUGAUGGAUCCAAUCCCCAGAAAAAACAGAAAAACAUUUUAAGAAUAGGAAUCCAGAGUCUUGGUUCACCUCUGUGGGGAGAUGACAUUUGCUGUACAGAAAACAGUGACAACAGUCAUAGUCUUACAAAGUUCCUCUUUGUUCUCCGUGGUCUUCUGCGAGCCUCUCUUUCAGCCUGUAUGAUCACAAUGCCAACACACCUUAUCCAGAAUAAAGCAAUUAUUGCUCGUGUUAGAAACUUGUCAGAUAUAGUAGUUGGUCUGGAAUCAUUUAUUGGCUCUGAGAAAGAAACCAACCCAUUAUAUAAGGAUUUUCAUGGUUUGAUUCAUAUACGGCAGAUUCCUCGGCUUAAUAACUUGAUCUGUGAUGUAUCAGAUGUCAAAGACUUAGCUUUUAAAUUAAAAAGGAAACUAUUCACCAUUGAGCGACUGCAUUUGCCUCCAGACUUGUCAGACACAGUGAGCCGCUCGAGCAAACAGGAUCUGGCAGAAUCCGCCAAGCUGCUGGACCCAGGCUGUGGCAUGAUGGCCGGAGGCAAGAAGCACCUGGACUUCUAGUGACUCCUCCUUAGUCAUUGCAUGCAGAAUUAUAUGACACUCUAAUUAUGACUGCUAAUAGCUUAUGUAAAUAUUUUUCUUAACGAUUUGACCCUCCAAUCCUUGAAAAACAGUUAGGAUUGCAAAAUGAGGCCACCGUUCUUCAUUAAUUUAACCAACUUUUUAUACAGAAACAGUACACUAGAAAUACUUUAAUUUUAAAAUUUUGUUUUAUGCUCUAUCUAGAGAAAAUAGAUAAUUUUAUUUUUAAACAAAAGCAAAUAAAAUGUCAGAAAUUCAA